This is a messenger RNA of Lachancea mirantina, 3165 nucleotides long. The record is from the annotation of a GenBank genome assembly. Lineage: Eukaryota; Fungi; Ascomycota; Saccharomycetes; Saccharomycetales; Saccharomycetaceae.
AUGGCUAAAAAAGCUAUUGAUUCAAGAGUCCCUGCUCUCAUCCGGAAUGGUGCUCAAACGAAGCAGCGAAGCUUUUUCGUCAUUGUAGGUGACCGUGCGCGGAACCAACUGCCGAAUCUGCAUUAUCUGAUGAUGAGCGCGGAUUUGAAAAUGAACAAAUCCGUUCUUUGGGCCUACAAGAAAAUGCUUUUAGGAUUUACUUCGCAUCGCAAGAAGCGUGAGGCCAAAAUCAAAAAGGAAAUCAAGAGAGGAACGAGAGAGAUUAAUGACCAAGAUCCAUUCGAAACAUUCAUUUCCAACCAGAAUAUCAGAUACGUCUACUACAAAGAGACUGAGAAAAUUCUUGGUAAUACGUACGGGAUGUGCAUUUUACAGGAUUUCGAAGCUCUCACUCCGAAUUUACUUGCCAGAACCAUUGAAACCGUGGAAGGUGGAGGUAUAGUUGUGAUUCUUUUGAAGACGAUGUCAUCAUUGAAACAGCUAUACACAAUGACCAUGGACAUCCACUCCCGUUACAGAACCGAGGCUCACGAUGAUGUGGUGGCGCGUUUCAACGAGCGUUUCAUUUUAUCUUUAGGAAGCAAUGAAAACUGUCUUGUUGUAGAUGAUGAACUAAAUGUCCUACCCAUAUCCGGCGGUAAAAAUGUCAAGCCACUUCCACCAAAGGAUGAUGACGACAUUUCACCCAAACAACAAGAGCUAUUAGAGCUCAAGGAGUCCCUAGAAGAUGUUCAACCAGCUGGAUCGCUCGUUCAAAUGGCUAAGACUGUCAAUCAGGCGCAAGCAAUCCUGACUUUCAUUGAUGCCAUAUCUGAAAAGACUUUUAACUCUACUGUCGCACUGACGGCUGGGAGAGGUAGAGGUAAGUCUGCUGCCUUGGGUAUAGCUAUUGCUGCAGCCGUUUCUCAUGGUUAUUCCAAUAUUUUCGUUACUUCGCCCUCACCGGAGAACUUGAAAACGCUUUUUGAAUUUGUUUUCAAAGGAUUUGAUGCAAUGGGUUAUCAGGAACACAUGGAUUACGAUAUCAUCCAGUCUAUCAACCCGGCUUUCAACAAAGCGAUCGUAAGAGUAGACAUCAAAAGGAAUCACAGACAAACUAUCCAAUAUAUCUUGCCAAACGAUUCCCAUGUUUUAGGGCAGGCAGAAUUAGUGGUGAUAGAUGAAGCUGCUGCGAUUCCGCUUCCCUUGGUGAAAAGCUUGUUGGGACCCUACCUCAUUUUCAUGGCGUCUACCAUAAACGGCUAUGAAGGUACUGGGCGCUCACUUUCAUUGAAACUCAUCCAGCAAUUGAGAGAUCAAGCUGUCAAUGGGCCGACAGGGGCAUCAGACACUACAAUUGUUUCAAGAGACAACCAGAACCAAACUUCUCAACACAGCGGCCGUUCCCUGCGCGAAGUUGUCUUGGAUGAGCCUAUCAGAUAUGCACCAGGAGAUGCCGUUGAGAAAUGGUUGAACAAGCUAUUAUGUUUGGAUGUCACAUUAAUGAAGAAUUCUCGAUUUGCUGCCAGAGGCACACCACACCCUUCGCAAUGCAAUCUUUUCAUUGUUAAUAGGGACACCCUGUUCUCGUAUCAUCCAGUAUCUGAAAACUUUUUGGAAAAAAUGAUGGCAUUAUACGUUGCAUCUCACUACAAAAACUCGCCCAAUGACUUGCAACUGAUGAGCGAUGCUCCAGCGCACCAGCUGUUUGUCUUGCUACCACCAAUUGACCCCAAAGAUGGCGGUCGUAUCCCAGAUCCCCUCGUGGUUGUUCAAGUGGCACUGGAAGGUGAGAUCUCUAAGGAUAGUGUAAGAAAUUCUCUUUCUAGAGGUCAGAGAGCUGGAGGAGACUUGAUUCCAUGGUUAAUCUCUCAACAAUUCCAGGAUGAAGAGUUCGCGGGCCUGAGCGGCGCUCGUGUAGUGAGAAUUGCCACGAACCCGGAAUACUCAUCAAUGGGGUACGGUUCACGCGCCAUUGAGCUGCUGAAAGAUUAUUACGAGGGUAAGUUCGCAGAUUUAAGUGAAGAUGGCGGCUCUAAGGAGUAUAGUGUCAACAGAGUCAAUGAUGCCGAUUUGAGCAAGUCUAGCCUGAGGAGAGAUGAUAUCAGAUUAAGAGACGCCAAAACACUACCUCCGUUACUGCUGAAACUUUCCGAAAAAUCGCCUCACUUCCUUCACUACCUAGGUGUUUCUUAUGGACUGACAACCAGUCUUCACAAGUUUUGGAAAAAGAACAAGUUCGUGCCUGUUUACUUGAGACAGACUGCCAAUGAAUUGACUGGCGAGCAUACCUGCGUGAUGUUGAAUGUUUUAGAGGGCAGAGAAUCCCAAUGGCUAGUAGAAUUUUCGAAAGACUUUCACAGACGUUUCUUGUCCUUGUUAUCCUAUGACUUCAAAAAAUUUACAGCAGUUCAAUCCCUAAACAUCAUGGAGAGCGCCAAGCAAGCCAUGAAACUUUUUGGAGCGGACGACGACUUCGUUUCUGGGAUCGAUGUACUGGCACGCGAUGAGCUUGAUCGUAUGUUCUCUCCUUUUGAUCUGAAGAGAUUGGAUAGCUAUGCUAACAAUCUUCUUGAUUAUCAUGUUAUUGUCGAUUUACUACCACUUUUGUCAAUGAUCUUUUUCGGCGGACGAACAGGCGAUGGCGUAAAUCUUUCAAGUGUUCAAAGUGCCAUUCUACUUGCAAUUGGACUUCAGCACAAACGUAUUGACGAUAUCACAAAAGAGUUAAACUUGCCCUCAAACCAAACCAUUGCAAUGUUUGCCAAGGUCAUGAGAAAAUUCUCGGUGUAUUUCCGCGAAGUGCUCAGCGAUGCCAUUGAAAGUACUUUGCCUAAAGCCGUUGACAACAACAUUGCAGAGAUGAAUGGAGCAGAGGUGAAAGCGAUCGAUGCUGCGGAGACUUUUGACAGAAUGCAGGAUGAUCUCGAGGAGGCGGGCUCUCAGGCAGUACAAGCUCUGCAGGCAAAACAACAAGAACUGAUAACUUCAUUGGACCUUGAAAAAUACGCCAUUAAUGACGAUGAUGCCUGGGGUGAAUCCCAAAAGGAUCUAGAGAAGGCCGCUAAGAUCAAUGGAUCCGUGAGUUUGAAAACGAACAAGAAGCGUAAGUCAGAAAAUGCCGAAGACGUCUACAAACAGGAAAUGAAAGCCAUGAAAAAGGCUCAAAGGAAGAAGAAGAAAUAA